Molecule: messenger RNA, 563 nt
Organism: Macrosteles quadrilineatus (aster leafhopper)
Lineage: Eukaryota; Metazoa; Arthropoda; Insecta; Hemiptera; Cicadellidae
Product: keratin, type I cytoskeletal 9-like
Exons: 4
Coding region: 1-480 (159 amino acids)
Source: RefSeq, a predicted model, not a curated record
AUGAGUCUUCAGAGUGUUGUAGCGUUGGUGUUAGUGGUCUUCGGGGCGGCCGUACUGGCGGCGCCGGCGCCUGAUAAGAGUCCUGACGACAAGGCAGAGAAGUACUCGGUUCGCAGCUGGUUCGGUGGCGUAUCACAUCACGGCCACAGAAAGCCCGGGAAGUACUACCCAGGUUAUGGCGGGUACGAGGGUGGCCGCCCCCAGGGAGGGUGGGGUGGGGCUGGCGCAGCGAGCUCAGCGUCUGCCUCCGCAUCAGCAGCCAGCGCUGGGGGUGGCGGCCCACAUGGAGGCGGCUCUCACAGCAACUCCAACUCCCACAGCAAUAGUCACUCCGCCACUCUAGGCGCUGGUCCGUUCUACGGCAGCCUCAGCAGCAGUCAGGCCGGGGCGUCAGCAAGUGCUGGCGCAGGAUCAGGGUCGUACCAUCGCAAACCCAAGCCUAAACCCCAACACUACAGCCAUGAGUACUACGACUACUAGGACGGCGUUCAACGACAAAAAACCUAUUCACGUGACUUACAGUACAAGUUCAUUCGCCUGAUUUUUGUAGUGUGAUAUUUUUA